CAAAUCACACCACUGAACGCCGUUUCCGUCGAAGCAGAGCAGUUUGAGCGGAGGAUCACUUAAGUAGAAACACAUAAAAGCACUUUGUGAUUUUAUUUAUAGAUUAAAAGAGUUGUCGAGAUGGAAGACGUGAUGCGAUUGGUUUCGACGGGUGACUGUGUGAAAAUAUGGGAUGCGGUUUCUAUGGCAACACUGGAGCAGUUCAACCCCCACAGCAGCAGCCAUCCCAUCGCUCAGGCCUGCUGGAGCUCCAACAAUCAGUACUUGGUCAGCGCCAGUAGCAUUGGGGACAAACUGGUUGUGUCAAGCCUCAAAUCAUCUCCUGUCCCAGUGGUGGAGCUUGCAGAAGGGAAAAAGCAGACUCGGGUGUGUCUUAGCUCGUCCUCACAGUUUGUGGUGAGUGGAGGGCUGGACUGCUGCAUUCAUAUCUGGGAUCUGAAAACCAAACGGCUGCAUCGCACACUGGAGGAUCAUAAAGAGGAGGUGACUUGUGUUUCAUUUAAUGCCAAUGACAGCCACAUUGCAUCCGGCUCGACCAGUGGUGACCUAAUCCUGCAUAGCCUCAUCACGAAUGUCUCCAGCAAACCAUUUGGCCAUGGCAGCAACCAGCCCAUCCAUGACCUGCGGCUGUCCAUGCUGAGGCGCUCGUUGCUAGGCAGUGUGUCCGACAGCGGCGCGGUGGUUCUGUGGGACUCCAACACUCAGAAGGAGAUCCAUGUUUUUGAAAGUGCUCACAAGGCUCCAGGCUCGGGACUGUCCUUCUCUCCGGCCUCUGAGCUGGUGGUCAGUGUGGGCCUGGACAAGAAGAUCGUCUGUUAUGACACAGCCAGUAAAAUUGUGGUGCGUUCCAUUCGGGUGGACAGUCCCCUCACAGCUGUGGACUUCACUUUAGAUGGGACCGGUUUAGUUGUGGGAUCUACUCAAGGAAAGAUCUAUCAGUAUGACCUGAGGAACUCUAGUGCUCCCACCAAGGUCACAGCGGCACACAAGACCUCCGUCACCAGCCUGCGUUUUCAGAGUGGCGUCAGACAAAAGUCGAGUAAAACCAGCUCAGCUAAGGUGAGCAGCAGUAAAAAGUCCUCCUCCAAACUGUCGAGCAGCAAUCACCCAGAGCCCUCCCCACAGAGAGAGCUCACCACAGUAGGUGGCGCUGCAAAGGACCCCAUAUCCAGAGAAGCAGAAGGACAACAGACUCCACAGUCGUUGCCUGUCACAGAAAUGUUCAAUAACAUUGGUAGAAACAGUCUGGACAUUUUCUCUCCAGCUCGAGAAGAUUCUCGGACUCUGGGAGUAAAUGGAGACACACCUCUUGGAAGGACCAAUGUGACCAAUUUUGAGAUGCUUUCCAAAGAAGGCGAGGGCCAGAAGGUCAGGGGCCGGGCGAGUUUGGACAUCUUCUCCCCAGUGCGAGAAGAUCUGCAUUCUGGCUCCAACUCAUUUCGUAAAACCCCUUUGGGAACGCCCGUGGGCUCAUCACAGGUCGGGACCCCUCUGAUGGCAUCAGCUGGUCGGUACAACCCUCUGCACAACACCUUCAUGACGCCUCCCCCUAUCAAAGAAGAGGAACUGACCCAUAAUGCACCUGACCUCAAAGAAUCCAAGAAGUUUGACAAAGGCAGUGCUUCGAGUUUAGAGACAGAAGCUCAGACCACACCCACUUCCUUGACGCAACCGACCAAUCACAGCGAACAGCCAAAGUCCACCUUUUUCACCCCGGAGGCCAAUUGGAGGAGGGGGGACAGCGUUCAGACUCAACUCACCUAUGGCUCACCUGUCCAACCAGAAACUCAAACCACAACCACAGCUGCUGCAGCAGGCCCUGCUCUGUCUGCUGCCAUGUCUUCAACUUUGACCCAAAACAUUGCAGAAACGGCAAGUCAAAAUGGUGCUCCAUUCACUUCACUUCAAAUGCACUUUAUUCAAAAUAUGAUCCAUGAGACACUGGAGGACUUCAGAGACGCAUGCCACAAAGAUAUCAUCAACCUUCAAGUCGAGAUGGUUCGUCAGUUUUGUAUCCAACUGAAUGAAAUCCACAAUUUGAUUGAGAACUACUCUGUGAAUGAGGCUUUGGUUGAAGAGGUUCAAAAACUCAAGGAAGAAAACCAGAAACUGCGUUCCAAUUACUGAGCAAGAAUUACUGUACAAUCCUGAACCAUCAAACUGGAACAGUAGACACAAGAGACUGCUCUAACAAAACUGCCUAAUCUUCAACUACAUGUUGAGAGAACAAAAACAUUUGAUAGAAUUCGUAAAGGGUCAUAUUUCUAGUGGUUAUUCAACUAUUGUGUGCUGCACUGGUGAUUAAGGGGGUUGUACUGUUCCCUUACAAUGAAUAUUACUGUAGCUCCUUUACAGCUGCCAUUGCCUUAAGUGCCUACUGUUAUUUUUACAGGGCUUUUAAACACAAUUGUGAGCUUAUGAAUUUACUGAAAUGAGACUGAAAGGUUUGAGGAAAUGGUUUGCACUUUUGGAGAAACACUGUGUGAUUGUUGUUUUGAAUAGCUGUAUCAUGUACUUAUUAUGUAAUUAUUUGUGUAAUAAAAAGAAAUGACAAAUGUUGA
Messenger RNA from Boleophthalmus pectinirostris (great blue-spotted mudskipper), 2561 nucleotides. It is a transcript of the gene nedd1, whose product is annotated as NEDD1 gamma-tubulin ring complex targeting factor. The transcript has 16 exons. The record is from RefSeq and is a predicted model, not a curated record. The coding region runs from base 121 to 2127 and encodes 668 amino acids. Gene Ontology annotation, biological process: mitotic cell cycle; microtubule nucleation. Gene Ontology annotation, cellular component: pericentriolar material; centriole; ciliary basal body. Gene Ontology annotation, molecular function: gamma-tubulin binding. NCBI's taxonomy places the organism in Eukaryota, Metazoa, Chordata, Actinopteri, Gobiiformes, Gobiidae.